Messenger RNA from Mesorhabditis belari, 447 nucleotides. The record is from the annotation of a GenBank genome assembly. NCBI's taxonomy places the organism in Eukaryota, Metazoa, Nematoda, Chromadorea, Rhabditida, Rhabditidae.
AUGGUCGACGAUGAAGUGAUUAGGCGAGGAGUUGACGAGGAAAACUCGUUGAUCCCGUUGGUGACCUUUGAUGAGAAUCGGCUCAACUUCCACGAGACAGUAGCUCGAGAAACGUUUGCUAAUGAGAAAUAUCGAGGGGUAAAGAUUACUUUCGUCAGUGUGAUGGGCCCAUCGAGAUCGGGGAAGAGUUUUCUUAUGUCCGUGCUCACAAAUGGAGUCGAUGGCAACAAAAUACAUGGUGCUUUCCAAUCGGGUCUUCAGCGUUUCACCGAGGGAAUCCACAUCUUCACGAGGCCGAUUUUCAUCAACGAGACGCAUGCCGUCUUUUUCCUCGACACUCAGGGCACUUUCGACAUGCAAACAGAUAGAACAAUCUCGGCAUGGAUCGCCGGCUUUUCACUUCUUUUCUCAGACAUACAGGUCCGAAUCCGGCCAUUGAUUAUCUUG